GGCAGUCCAGGUGAGAGUUACCUGAGAGGCGGAAAGAGCACUGUCCCCCUCCUUUCCCCGCUUUGCUCCAUGGGAGUUGGUCUUGGUUGAGUGGCCGCUUCCCUCUCACUUUCUAUCUCAGGAAAGAGUUGCAACACCAACAGGAAGAGCUGUCCGCCAUGGCUUCAGGCUCGUACAACCUCAGCAGCAGAGGCGGCACCGCUAUCCCUGAGUCAGACCCGGCAAAAAAUCGUCCGGACAACACAGCCUUCACCCAGCAGCGCCUCCCAGCUUGGCAGCCAUUGCUUUCGGCGGGCACGGUACUGCCACUCUUCCUGGUCUUGGGCAUGGCCUUCCUGGCCAUCGGCUUGGGCCUCCACUUCUCCUCGGAGAACAUCCAGGAGCUGGAGCUGGACUACACUGGGGCGCCGGGCUCCGAAGGCAUCUCCAAUUGCUCCCGCUGUGCCAACCUGAGUGCCCACCCGGCUCACGGUCCUUGCGUCUGUGGGAUUCGCUUCGUCCUGCCAGUGGACUUCCCGGCCCCUGUCUGCCUCUACUACCAGCUCUCCAACUACUACCAGAACAACCGGCGCUAUAGUGUCUCCCGGGACAAUGAGCAGCUCAGCGGUGAUGCCUGGGCACUCCUCAACCCUAUCACGGAGUGCAAGCCUUACCAGAAGAACGGUAGCAGUGUCCCCAUUGCGCCCUGUGGUUCCAUUGCCAACAGCCUCUUCAACGACACCUUUGUUCUCUACCGCGAUCUCAGCGAUGGCACUUUGGAGCCUGUGGACAUGGAUAAGCGGGGCAUCUCCUGGUGGACCGACACCAACGUUAUGUUCCGUAAUCCAGAGCCGGUCAACAAGAGCCUGGCGUUGGCCUUCAAGGGCACCGCCAAGCCUCCCUUCUGGCCUUACCCAGCCUACAAGCUGGGCAACGUCAACACCAGCGGCGUCGGCUUUGUCAACGAGCACUUUGUGGUUUGGAUGCGCACGGCUGCCUUGCCCACGUUCCGGAAGCUCUACUCCCGCAUCCACCGGGGUAAUUUCUCAACGGUGCUGCCCCGUGGCACCUACUACCUCAACAUCACCUACAAUUACCCUGUCCUCUCGUUCAACGGCUCCAAGAAGAUCAUCUUAAGCACCUUGUCCUGGAUGGGCGGCAAGAAUUCCUUCCUGGGCAUCACCUACCUCGUCUGCGGCACACUCUGCAUCAUCACCGGUGUGGUCAUGUUGGUGGUCCACUUCAAGUUUCGGCACCUGAACGAGGAAGAUUGAUCGAUGGAGAGGAGACUGGCAGAGCAGUGCGACGGAGCUUUCCUGUGAAUUAAUCAAUUCUUACCUCUAAUCUAUCAAAUCUGAAGGAGAUGAACAAGAAGGGAAGGAAACCGUUCUCAUUUCAUCUGACUCAAAAUUAAUGGCUCAGGUUGAAAGCAGGGUGGGAUGUGCUGCAUGCCACCAACUCUUUGGGUCAAAGAUGGCCAAUGCUGCAUGGUUGGCUUUCCAUCUCACCAGUACAAUGGUAUCUCUAAUAUAACUUGGCAAAAUCAAGGUUUGUUUUGGGGGAUUUGUUUGUGGAAUAUUCUCAAGCUGUGGAUGGGUGAAUCUAUGGAAAUGGAGGGCCGGCCGUACAUAGAAAAUUCUGUAUUCAGAUAUCUGCGCAAUGUGCAGCACACUGUUUUCGUAGCACGCUUCAGAAGUGAUUGUGUCAACUGAGCAUCAUUUUAAAGUGUCAUUGCACAUCAUUUCAUAGAAUCAUAGAGUUGGAAGAGACCUCAUGGACCAUCCAGUCCAACCCCCUGCUUAGAAGCAGGAAUAUUGCAUUCAAAGCACCCCUGACAGAUGGCCAUCCAACCUCUGUUUAAAAGCUUCCAAAGAAGGAGCCUCCACCACACUCUAGGGCAGAGAGUUCCACUGCUGAACGGCUCUCACAGUCAGGAAGUUCUUCCUAAUGUUCAGAUGAGCUUUGUAGUCAUUUCUUGCCUUGGGUCCUUAGAUGACAGGUGCAACAGUCUUCACUAUAACUUUGUAGUCUGUUUACACGUGGCUUUGUGGCACAGAAGCCAUUUUCUGUGCUAACAAUGUAUGUCUUGUGUAGUAUAUUUUGUCCAAGAAACAUGGUCAUGUGCAUCUUGAUCCCUGCUGAGAACUAGCAAUGCACCAUUUGCUUGUGUUGUUUUAAUGCAAUUUUAAUGCAAUUAAAGUGAUGUCAAACUGCAUUAAAUCCACA
Anolis sagrei ordinatus is the source of this 2205-nucleotide messenger RNA. It is a transcript of the gene CDC50B, whose product is annotated as transmembrane protein 30B. Gene Ontology annotation, cellular component: endoplasmic reticulum; Golgi apparatus; plasma membrane. NCBI's taxonomy places the organism in Eukaryota, Metazoa, Chordata, Lepidosauria, Squamata, Anolidae. The record is from RefSeq and is a predicted model, not a curated record.